GUGCAUAGCACUCAGUAUUGCAGACUGACCAACAAAGGGGUGUGCUUGCCUAAAGAGCGGUGAGGGGUGGGGUCGGGGAGUCGAUAACCCAACUCCAGGCGGUUGCCUGGCGACAUGUUUAGCCUCCAGCAGCGGCCAGUCCAGUCGCACCCGGAGGCUCCGGGAGGACGCUCCAGGGGAUGUCCUCUGGCCGCGGCGGCGGGCUGGCCGUGCCCGGCACGAGCACGUCCGGGGCGAGCGGCGCGGCCGUGCGCAGACCCGCGCGGCAGACCGUGGACUUCAGCCUCAAGGGCCCCGUGCACGUGACGCUGGACGAGACGCCGGCCGGCCCGCCCGGCUGCUCCGUCGUGGACCUGCUCUUCGCCGCGCCCUCCCAGGUGUCCGAGCUCGUCUUCCACAACUACUACACGGCAUGGCUGACGGUGCUGGUGCGCAUGCUGGUGGCCGCCCCGGGCCCUGGACCCGGCCCCGCUCCCGAGCUGGGCACCCCGGGACAGCCGCAGCAGACCGAGCAGGGACAGCUGCAGUCGGGCGACGCGGUGCCAGCUGUGCCAGCUGCGCAGGUGCAGCAGCAGGUGCAGGGAGACGCGAGCAGCAAGCUGCGCAAGGAGUCCGGCUGGGUGGUGGCCGUGGCCCGGAGAGUGCUCAUGCCCUCGCCGCACCUCGAGACCGGCAGCCACGACUUCGUGUCCAUCCUCGCCACCGAGGUGGGUGCUUCACAGAGUUUAUUUUGUCCAACCAAAGCCACAUAUCACGGUACGUUGGGCGAAGUGAAAGCAUCAAACUCCGUCUUGCAGAGCACGGUGCCAUGGACCGAGCUGGUGGCCAUGCGCCUGGUGCUGCGACAGCCCUCCCCCAGCUGGCACACGUUCCACGUCGAGGAGAUCCACGUGUUCGCCGAACCACCCCGUAGGGCGGUCUGGGGCCGACGACACGGCCCGCCGGCCGCGGCCGCCGUCAGCAGUGGCAGCCCUGCAGUCGGGGCGGGGGCGGCGGUGGGCGGGGCAGCGGACCAGAGUGUGAGCGUACGACUCGGUCCUGAUGCUGCUCCGCCAGCAGACGCAGGCCGCCCUCCGCUCCAACGCCGGCCCCGUCGGCAGCUCCAUGGCCGCGGGCACCAGGACGCCGACGACGCCGACCAGGGUGCCGGCGUACGAGCUCAACAGCCUGCCCCCUGUCUAGAGGACGCGCACCGCGGCUGCACCAGAUGGCCGCGGACGCGCAGCGGAGAGAUAGCGGGGGACAUCGUGGAGGAGAACAACGCCGGGCCCACUUGAAUGAGCGGGGCUGUGA
Molecule: messenger RNA, 1293 nt
Organism: Frankliniella occidentalis (western flower thrips)
Lineage: Eukaryota; Metazoa; Arthropoda; Insecta; Thysanoptera; Thripidae
Exons: 4
Coding region: 180-1277 (365 amino acids)
Cellular component (GO): nucleoplasm
Source: RefSeq, a predicted model, not a curated record